Molecule: messenger RNA, 1486 nt
Organism: Triticum urartu
Lineage: Eukaryota; Viridiplantae; Streptophyta; Magnoliopsida; Poales; Poaceae
Product: electron carrier/iron ion-binding protein
Source: RefSeq, a predicted model, not a curated record
UCGCAAAAACCGCAAAAUCCCCAAUCAGCUGAAACCCUAGCCGCGAGCCGCAUCUAAUUUGAGCCCGGUUCCACCAGCGACGUCUCGCCGGAGACGCCGCUGACACCUCGACGGAACCGACGCCUUCCACCGCCUACGCGGACCUUACCGUCGCGCAAUCCAGGGUUCGAUGGCCGCGUCGUCUCCGGCCUCCAGCGGCAAGGCGGCGAGCGACUCCUCCGCUCCUCCUCCGGCCCCUUCCCCCGUGGUAUCCAAUGGCAAUGGAACGCCGCAGAAGCCGCCCCCCGUCGCCGGAUUCGACAUGCCCAAGCCCAACCUCCGCGGCCUCAACAAACCUAAGUGCAUCCAGUGCGGCAACGUCGCCCGCUCCCGGUGCCCGUUCCAGUGUUGCAAGAGCUGCUGCUACAAAGCUCAGAACCCUUGCCACAUUCAUGUUCUCAAACAGAACAACACAUUGCCAGAGAAGACACCACCAGCUCCUAUCCCUUUGUCAGACCAACCAUCAACCAAUUCACCUUUAACCGGUUCUUCGUCGAGGCUGUCUUCCCUACAAAAGCUUCCUCAUCAUUUUCUGAAUUCAAUCCGAACAAGAAAGUCCCUUGCCAAGAAGGACAUUGCAAGCAUUAACAAGUGGAGGUUUAUGAAGCUAAAGGAACAUAUGCAAGGAGAUAUUGAUGUUGAAAAUGAAGCAUAUGAUAGGUACACACAGAAUAUUGGAUUGCUGGAGGAAACAUUCUAUCUCAAAGAAGAUUCUUCUGGUGAACAUGAAACUGAAGCAACUUCCUCAGAAGAAAUGAUGGAAAUAAUGGUCUCUGAGGCAAAGGUGAGGUUAAAAUCUGAUGGUGCAAAUGCAGCUGGCUUUAAAGAGAGGAUUGCCACUGUCUUGGACCAGAAGCUGAAGAAACUGCAAGAGAAGAACAGUGCCUACGAGGAUGACAACUCCUCUGACCAAAAUCUAGAUGACCAUACAAAGCUGGUGAAGUGGAACAUAAAACAGCAAACAGUGAGAAACGCGAAAACAAACGAGCUGCUUGGUAAGUUGACAAAAGCACAGAGUGAGGAUGAUUUGAAGCCUUGCCUCAAUAUCAUGGCGCAGCUGUUUGGGAAGGAGAUUGCUUCCUCCUCCAUGGGCACAUCAAACAAGUCAAGCGACCAAGAAUCAACCCCCGCAGUUGCGCCCACUUAUUCAUUUCCAAAGCUCACAACUAGGCUGGAGGUAGACGAGAACAUGAUGUCUAAGAUCAACGAGUUAUCUUCUUUGAGUCAGGUUGUUCAGCUGUAAUCUGGGACCUGGACUGGUCCUAUGCCUCCAAACCCCAGAGGCAUGUCGUGAAUACAAAAUGUGGACUGGUUUCUUGCUGUCUGAUAACGUCAAAACGUAAGCAGUACUGUUUAUCUAGUCUUUCCGUACUGUCUUGAAUAAUGUGACGAACUGUUUCCAACGAAGUAAAAAAAACACCAUGGGAGCAAUGGAGUUUUUUUUUAA